AUGGGCUCGGGGGGUACGCUGAAGUUCGCCCUGUGCGAGGUGCUGCAGUUUGCAGGCCUGUGCGUGCCGCUCUUCAUCGUCAUGCAGAGGUUCGCCGUCAUUGUGGCGAGGGUGAAAGCCUCGGCGCAGCCCCCUGGAGACGGCAGCACGGCCUACUGGUUGAUCGUGGCGUCCUCCAUCGCCUACGUCACCUCCACUGCCCUGCUGGUCUGGGUGCCCCUCAAGUACAUGGUCUUCGUGAAAAAGAAGUUUCUCAUUGGAAGGAAGAAGUGGAGGCCUGUUGCCCUUGUAUAUGUGGUCCUGUCCACAUUGCCCUGCUUUGCCUUCCUUAUCGCCAGCUCUGAGGUCCAGAUAAAUAACAACAUGCAAUAUGAUAUGUUCACGGAGCUCCCUGUGUCACUGGUCCUCUUCUCUCUCAUCUGUAUUGACGUUGUGGAGAGGAUACGCCACUGCAGACUGACGGGCCAGGCUAAUGACAUGGAGAGAGAUGCUGACAUUCCCUCCUCUGUCCUCACACAUGUGGAGCAGGUAACACCAGUGACACCUAUCUCUCCAGCUGUGCCGGGGCCAGCUGCACCUGGGCAAGGUGUUUCCACUCCUCAUCAGCCAGGGGCAAACCAGCUCGGUGACAGGAACCAGAACGGAGCAGGCACUCGACCAGAGACUAACGGGAUACCAGGCAAUCCUGGGAGACCAUUUAGUAUCUCUGGAUUAAGCUCACCAUCAGUGAGCAGCACAGCGUACCGCAUGUCUCCAUACACCUACACAGGCCCACUGAGGUUCCUGAGUGCCAGUGACGCCCGAGCGGACGUGUUCGUGGACAGUUUUGUGUUCUGGUUGGAUACAGUGGAGAUGGUGCGGGUGGCAGGACACCCCCUGGUCUACCACUCAGGCUGGGUGUUCCCCAUCUAUAUCUUCAGCUACCUGUCCUGCUUGCGUGUGGUGGUCAUGCCCCACAGCCCCUUGCUUUCCUCACUAGGAGUGGCUCUGCAGGACUUGCCCUUUUUCUUUGUGCGUGUCGGCCUCAUUGCCUUCUUUGGCUUCGUCACACCCAUCCUCUAUCUGAUGAAGAACUUGUUGGUGUGCCUGGCCUUUGUCUACUUCAACUUCAUGACCAAGCUGAGGGUCUUCAACACAGAGAGAAUGUUCUUUUAAAACCAACAUAAAGACAGUGCAACACAUAGUAGAGACAAUAUGUUGGCAUGAUAGACUGCAGAUAAACACAGACAACGUAUCUCCACUUCCUCCUUGACGAAAUAUUCCAGUUCAAACGCUGCCUUCUUGCACACCCUGUGAAAAUAAUCCAUUAACUAAAUCAAAACUGUUUGCACCACAAUAAAGUUCUUACAUUGAGAAAUGUUGAUCAUUUUUUAGCCAAUCUCAUUUCUGAACUUACAACCUGAAGCAGUAAAUCACCACUUUGAAACUUUGACUGGCAAUUUGCAACUUCCAGAACUUUACAAAAACUUGGACCAGUAUAGUCUAUGAUAAAGAAUAGUACAAAUGACGUAAACAAAAAGCGUCCUAACUAAAUGUAAAUAUUCGCUUAAAGACACAUCACACUGGAAAUUAGUUGCACUGCUCAAUAGCGAUUAAUUGUUAGCCUGUCUGUAAGAUACAGCUUCCAUAGCUAAGUGAAUCAAUUAACUCUUGAUGAAAUACUUUUAAACUAUAAGAACAGAGGAGAGACUUAAAUCAAACUCAAUAAUGAGUCUUAUUAUAACUGGUGCAACUAAACCAAUAUGUGAAAUUGUGAAUGCUAAACAAAAUAUCUUCCCUAAAUGCAUCAUGGUAGUUUACACAGGCCAAAACUGAGGCAUUAGACAUUAUGUGUAUGACUGUUUUGUGUUUACCCCUUAAAACCCCUCACCCGCGGCAUGUUAGUCGUCCUGUAAUGUCACUCGAGAUGUUUGACAGACUUUUUUCUACCAUCAUAAAGUGCAGUGAAUAUGUGAAAGCAUAUAUCCAUGUUUUUUUAUUAUAGGUUUUUCUCUGAUAAGUUAUUUUCCAAAAAAGAAAAACAAAGUGUGAGAUUGUAUCGUUGAUACGUAUAUUUUGGUAAGGUAAA
This is a messenger RNA of Paralichthys olivaceus (Japanese flounder), 2068 nucleotides long. Its product is annotated as transmembrane protein 236. The record is from RefSeq and is a predicted model, not a curated record. NCBI's taxonomy places the organism in Eukaryota, Metazoa, Chordata, Actinopteri, Pleuronectiformes, Paralichthyidae.